UGCAUUAGAAGCAAAAUGGAGACUGCUCAGGAACGCAAGCCAAAAAGACCCCACUACAUUCCCCGACCGCCAGGCAAGCCCUUCAAGUAUCAGUGUUUCCAGUGUCCUUUCACCUGCAACGAAAAGUCCCAUCUCUUCAACCACAUGAAAUAUAACUUGUGUAAAAACUCAAUCUCCCUGAUGUCACAGAAAACCGGGCAAGCAGCUCGACAGGUCAAGGCUGUAGCAAAGGCAGUCCCUGUCAAAUCUAAGGACUGUCCUAGCCUCCUGCAAGCAGUUCAGAACAACAGUCCUGAGAAACAGGGAGCUGAGGAGAACAAAGCUGAGAGCAGACAAGACACAGAAGAAGUAUGCAUUGGGUCUGACAGCCCGGUCGAUAAGGACAGCCAGAACAUGACAAAACCAAACAUAGUUAUAGAGAAAGAGAAUAGUGAGAGCAAUGAGGCCAAGUCUCUGCCACGCCCGUCUGCCUUCUCCCCUGUCACACCCAACCGAGAUGGAGCAGAUGCCUUCAAGUCAUCUGUGCAGCGGUCAGAGGAUUCGCAAACUCCUGCUCCCACUUUCAACCAUCCAGGCUUUCCAUGGGGUACAAUUUCAUCAUCCAUUCCCUUAAAAUCAAUACCCCCUCCCAUUGUUCCUGAAUACUCUACUUAUCUCCUGCCUGACAGGCCCCUGUAUCCAUCAUACUACCUCCCAGGAAAUCACCAUGCAAAUGAGCCAAACUCUCCGUCUUUCCAGACAGAGUUUCUGGAUCCCCAGAGGCCCGUGAUGCCACAACCCAUUGCCCCACCUCAAACUUCCCUCUUUCCUCCAUACACAUACAGAUACUGCCACUCUAUUCACCCACACCCCCCUCUGCAUUAUACCCUGUAUAGACCACAUGAACUCUCUAUGCCAAUUACAGGGCCCAGAUAUAUUCCUUUGAACUUGUACGGCCAGACCCUUGGGCCCAAGGAUAAUGACUUAUACUUGCAUUCACAUCCCAGACACAACAGCCUCAACACAUCUAAACAAGGGCAGAGCGACCACGGGCAAAGUGGAGACAAAGCAACCAGGCUAAGCCCUAAAGCGGGUUGUUCAGCCUUGGGGUCCCCUGAUAGACCCAGCCAUGCACACACCAUCCAGAGAGACACAGAGGCCCUGCAAUACACCAGCACUGGUGAAUCACAGACAACCACCCAACUAGGACACACUGCUACAGCCACGCUACCCAUCAAAAAUUACUUUAGACAAGAGGAGUCUGCUGAAAGCUUGCUGCAGUUAAGAACAUUGCAUGUGGAUGGAGGGUCAGCUGAAAGCAGAAGAUAUUCCUCCAUGUCUGUCUAUGAGUCAUGUCCUGAAACUACGUCAGAACAAGAUGAUGAGGUCAACAGUGAACAUCUGGCUCCCCUCAACCUCUCAACAAGAAAACAGGAUAAAGAAAAAAGUCCAUCUGAGCACAGACUGAGGUGCUUAGACACAGAGAAACUGAUAGGGGAUGAGUUGCCUCUGAACCUCAGCCUUCGAGCUUCUUGCAGCAGCCCUAAAGAUCUUCAGGAGAGGCCAGAUGCUAAGUCGGAUGAAGAACCAUGUGACCAGAGGCAGACUGCAGCACUGGCACUCUGUCAGCUAGCCACUGCAAGCUCCGCUGCCUCCUCGUGUGACUUCAGCACUGCACACGGGCCCUCAAAGGAUUCCACAGACGCUAGAAGCCCCGGCUCUCCAGAGAAGACCAAGCACACAACCAAGGCUAAGGCAAUGGGCAUGAAAAGAGCAAACAGCGGCCAGGCUGAAAGCAACUGCCAUAAACCACACAAGAGAGUGAAAGCACCAGGACGGGUUCUGAGGAGGAGGCUCCGUUGA
This is a messenger RNA of Xiphias gladius (swordfish), 1842 nucleotides long. RefSeq names its product zinc finger protein 750 (gene znf750). The transcript is spliced from 2 exons. Gene Ontology annotation, biological process: epidermis development; positive regulation of transcription by RNA polymerase II. The record is from RefSeq and is a predicted model, not a curated record. Gene Ontology annotation, cellular component: nucleus. Gene Ontology annotation, molecular function: DNA-binding transcription activator activity, RNA polymerase II-specific; promoter-specific chromatin binding; RNA polymerase II cis-regulatory region sequence-specific DNA binding. NCBI's taxonomy places the organism in Eukaryota, Metazoa, Chordata, Actinopteri, Istiophoriformes, Xiphiidae. Bases 16 to 1842 code for a protein of 608 amino acids.